GGCGGCGAGCGCGCGGCCCGGGCUGCGGGAGCGGAAGACCGCGGCGGCGGCGGCUGGAAAAGCCCAGGGGACACCGCCCCUGUCCGCGCUCUGCUUCAGGCCAUCGCUGCUCCCCAGGGGCCCGGACGGACCUCGGCGAAGUGUCACAAUGUCAGACCGAAAGGCAGUGAUCAAGAACGCAGACAUGUCCGAGGACAUGCAACAGGAUGCCGUUGACUGCGCCACGCAGGCCAUGGAGAAGUACAACAUAGAGAAGGACAUUGCUGCCUAUAUCAAGAAGGAAUUUGACAAGAAAUAUAAUCCUACCUGGCACUGUAUUGUGGGCCGAAAUUUUGGCAGCUACGUCACACAUGAGACAAAGCACUUCAUCUAUUUUUACUUGGGUCAAGUUGCAAUCCUCCUCUUCAAGUCCGGCUAGGUGGCUGUGGUGAAGGUGUCAGUGGCGGCGGCAGCGAUGGCAAGCAGGCGGCGUUGCUGGGACUGUUUUUGCACUGGGGCCAGCAUCAGGAUGUCCUCUCCAAUGGCUGUGCUACUGCAUGGACUGUAUACUCGAUUUCAUGUGUAUGUCGCAGUAAACAAAACCAAACUUCUUUCUGUUUAGUUGCCUGGGGAAGAAGGCUGCUUUAUGUUCAUUUCUCAAGACUUUAAAAAAAAAUUUUUUUUUUUUUUUGUUGUGUUGCACUAGGAAAUCUCUCCCUGCCUCCCUUUUCUCUCUCUCUCCCUACACAAAAUAAAAAGCCCUUAACAAAGCCCGAAAGACUAGGAGGACUAAGGAAAGGAACUAGGUCUCUGGAGGUGGAACUAAAACUGUGCACUGCCUCUUCUGGUGGCGGCGGCUGCUUUGGAGGCCGGGGAGUCUGCGGGGGGACAGUGCUAGGACUGGCGAGGAGAGGGACCGGAGCGGGUGGGGAGUGCUCUAGUACCAGGGAGAAUAGUCCACUGAACUGUGAUUCUACAGCUUGGGGCAGAGGGUGGGGAAGGGUGGGGGUUGGACUCUUUAAGGGGCCCCGAGAUGUGUUUGUGGCGUGUGGGAGUGGGGAGCAGACUUGUCUUGCUGUCUGUCAGAAUUUCUAAGUAAGGGCUGUGUGUCUUUGUGGAUUAUCUGUAAUUCUUCCUGCCAGAGAUCAUGCUAGGAACUUGCUGGGGGUCUGAUUAGCUCGGUUUUGUUUUUCUUUGCAUUCUUUCUUCUCGCCUUCUGUCUGCUCCCUGCUUAGCCCUCGGUUUUUUCAUUCCUCCGGAGUUCUCCUGGAGCAGCCCUUGUUGUUAGUUGGCUGCCUGGGGAAUUUCUGAUGACUGUAGUUCUUAGUUAGCUCUUAGCAAUCAAACCAAAUCAGUGAUUCCCUUGAUUCUCCUUUGUGUAUAUGUGUUUGUGUGUGUGAUUGUAUAUGUGUGCACAUGUGUGCGUGGGUUUGGGGUAGAGGGGAGGGAGGGGGCAAGACAGUGUGGAAUCUCGAAGGCAUAUUGGAAGGUAAGGGGCACAGUUAGUUCUGAUAGGCCUUUAUGUUUAGAACCUCUGGGAGUGAAUAUAAGUGUCACCCCCUCAGUCAUCCAGCCUAGACACUUAGCCCUGAGAGUGUCUGCUUCCUGGGGACCACCCAGAGGAAGGUGGCCACGCUACCAUCUGCCCUGGAGCUGGUCUCAGUGGAGAGGGAAAAUGACUUAGUGGGUGGCUGCAGCCUCUGGGGGCGUGGGGAUGGAGGAUGGAAUUGAUACACAUAAAGGACUUAGGGGGGCUUCGGGGAACUCUGAAGGAGGUCAGUCGUGCCGGGGUGAAGCCAGACAGUAGGACAGGGCCAUGUGUGGGAGGAGACUCCAAGCAGGAUGCCGCAGGAACCCUGGCUGUUGAUGACAUAGGAAUGGGGUGGGGUUGGGGGGUAGUUAUUGCUGACUGAGCUGCUGAUUCUCAUGAAAGACAUUCAGACUCAUGUGUCGGGUUGACAUUGGGGGUGGGGGAUCCAGCUCAUUUUUUUUUUUUCCAAGUUCAUGCUUGGGGCUGGAGGGAAAGGAGGAGAACAGCCCCUCCCCUAACUUAGUUGAUGCUGAGCUUUCCUUUUGAUGCUGGCAGGGGAGGGUGGGACCUGGGCUGGCGACUCAGUUCUGAUAUGAAACCCUUCAGUGGGCACAGGUCGAGUGCUUGAUUUAGGUUUUAUUUUUUUAUGAAUGUCCAAAUCUGUGUUUGGAAGUGUCUGGUUUGUGUUCAUCUCCCUCGUUUCUGGAGCAGGGCUGAGGCCCUGCCACAUCUCUGCUCUGCAUCCACGCCUCUUGGACAUUAAAGGUCGAUUGAUGCACCUCUGA
This is a messenger RNA of Lepus europaeus (European hare), 2295 nucleotides long. RefSeq names its product dynein light chain LC8-type 2 (gene DYNLL2). Gene Ontology annotation, biological process: microtubule-based process; cilium assembly. The transcript is spliced from 3 exons. Gene Ontology annotation, cellular component: cytoplasmic dynein complex. Bases 149 to 418 code for a protein of 89 amino acids. Lineage: Eukaryota; Metazoa; Chordata; Mammalia; Lagomorpha; Leporidae. Gene Ontology annotation, molecular function: dynein intermediate chain binding; dynein light intermediate chain binding. The record is from RefSeq and is a predicted model, not a curated record.